UUACGGUCUCUAUAUAUUCGGACUUGUUAUACAGAAGCUCACUCAGCUCCAUGGUCCCUUCGCUCCGGCGUCACUUCCGGUGCGCGGGGAGAGACAGGCGCAGUGAGGUCACAUGAUCUCCUGUCACAAAGUGCGGCCAAAACUUUCCCUCAGCUAAGGCUGCAAUGGAUACCUAGAGGGCUUGUACCUGGAGAACUGGGCACAGUUACAUCUAUAGAUGUCUCUCCAACCAUGGAAGAUGCAGUGGGUGCUAAAUCCCUCACGUCAGAAGAGAAAGAGAAGAUAAAAGAAAGGCUUUGCUUGUUAAAGAAGGAAUACAAGAGAACAUUUAACCGUUUGCGGCGAUCCCAGAGGGCCGAGCGGGUGAAAACACAUGUGCAAAAGACCAUUGCAGAGCAGAACCAUUUGCUUAGCCAAGAAGGAGCCGGACCUGGUAACAGAGGAUCACAAAGCAGCAUCGCAAGCAAUGAUGCAGAUUUACAAAGUAAAUCAACCAGACCAGACACAGAGAGAAAACCAUGUGUUACAUUUAACUUCGAGCCAGAAAUCCUUUGUGCUGAAGGCAGCUCCCCAUGUUGUUCUGUGAGUGGAAGUAGCGGGCAGGAGCUCGAUGGCACAGAAAAGCCCCAGGAUAUGGGGCAAGCGUUUGACACCACAAUUCAGAGAAGCAGAUUGAAGUUAAGGAGAUCAACAAAGAGGCGCUGUUCUGCAGAUCAGUCUCUUUCUGAUGGCUCCUUGUUCAGUGAUACACUGAAAGAUACAGAUGGAUUACAGGGUAAAGUGAUGGAUAGGAGUGAUUGCGGGUUGCCAGUUUUUAAAAAGAGUGCAAAACAUCCCAUGGACCAAAAUCAUGUGAACCUGCAUGAUUUCUCUGUCGGUCCUGAUUUUGGCACAGAGAAUUUGAACACUGCAGCACUGGACACUGGGAAUAUUACAGAUUUUUUGGGGGGGAAUGUGGAUGCUUCUCCAGUUACCAGAGAACAAUGCCUUGACAACAAGAUACAGGUUAAGUCAGGAUUCACUGAAGUCACUAUAGGGAAAAUGCAAGAGCCACCCAUGACUCCUGGCUUGGAAAACAUAAAGGAACCCUUGUUGUCUCCUUGCUUGGGCAAAAUAAGGAAAUCCUCAUUGCUUCUAUGUACAGACAAGCCAAGAGAACCCUCUUUAUCUCCUAAUACAGAGAAAACAAGGACACCCCCACUUUGUCUAAGUCCUAAUAUUGACAAAACAACCAGUCCAUUACGGUCUCGUCAGAAAGACAAAACAGAACCCCCACCUGCCGAUAUAGAGACAUCAAGGGAACUGUCAUUGUCUUCUUACAUGGAACAAAACAAUACAUUGGCUCAGAAGGACCAGACAAGUUGCGAUCUUGGGCUUACACUACAACAGGGGCACACACAUUCUACUCCACACAUACCUACUCCCUUGUGUUCAGAUGAACAGAAUCUUUUAAACCAAAUAAACAAUGUCCAAGAUACAACCACUAACACAGGGGAGGACAACAACCCACUGAACUCUUGUACUCUUGUGGAGGGACUUCUAUUCCCUGUUGAAUACUAUGUGAGGACAACACGUCGCAUGUCUAACUGCCAAAGAAAAGUGGACCUUGAUGCCAUUAUUCACAGCCAGCUUGGUACCAGCAGGAGAGGGUCACGAGGAAAACCAAGGUCAAGGAGAGUAAGCGGAGAAGAGGGAAGCAUUUACACAUCUCCAUCCCCAAUGGCUUGCUUUGCAUCAGAAUUUAUAUCUAAUGCUUUGUGUUUAACACCACUCAGCCACCAGACUCCUAACAGCAAUAAACAUGGAGCAAAUCGGGGCCGAAGGGGGAGGGGAAGAUACUCCAGUCCAAAGCUCGAAUUACCUCAGGUAUCCUCCUCACAUGAUGUUAGGAAGAGAUCCUCCUUGUUGGAACCUGAUGCAGUCGCUAGCCCAAUUUCUAAUGGUUCACAAAGCGAAAAAGAGAAUUGCGAGGAACAGACAACCCCCAGGUUGGAUCCUCAUUCUGCCCAUUUGUUUGCCCCUUACAGAACAGAACAGCCACAUGUGACAGAAGGUUUGAAUUCUGAACAAAUCUACAUCCUGCCCAAUUCUGACCAGAAAAGUAAAUACAAUCUAAGAUCAAGAAACUCUGCCAGUCUUUUUCAUUAUUCCUUACCAGAUGACAUGGAUGACUUUGAUAAUGGCUCCAUUAACCAAAAUAAGCUGAAACGAAGCAUUGAGUUUACAGAUAACCAGAAAUCAGAGAGGCAGAGAUCAUGCCUUACUCCAUCUUCUCCAUUCCCUGCUCUGAGCAGCAGAAUGAGCCUGGAAAAGCUAUUGUCUUGUUUAGAAAUUAAAGAUUUCCAUUUGCCUGAUGAUGAUUUUGGUUUCCUGAAGCUUCAAAAGCUGAAGUCAUUAAGUCAACUGGAACCUUUUGUCCCCCUACCAACUACUGAAACUGGUAGAACAAAACCUGAUAAUACAACGCUGCCAGGUACAGAUUAUUCUACUGCAUUUCAGGCCACCAUAGAUUCGAGUGUCCUUGCCAUAAAACCCAGUGCAUGCACUUUAUACAAUGGAAAAUCUAAUGCAGCGCCACCUGACAAAACAGCCUCUAAAGCAAUACUUUGUGUUGAAAUACCAAAUGCACCAAGCCAAGAGCAUGUUGCUUAUUCUGCACAUUCUGUAGAACUUCCGCCCCCAGUCUCCCAGGUCAGGAAAAGUCAGGAAACUGUUCUAAACCAUUUACAGAAAAGGAGUGAUGACAUCAGGCCUUGUGAGGUUGAUGUGAAACCCACUGGUAAUGAGUCGGUGCCUCAUGCAUCUCCACUGCCUUCCAAACAUCUUAAGACACAGACUAACAGUGAAAUCAAACUCUCCUUACAUCCUUGUGAGGAGUUGGGGGCUUCAGGAUCUUCAGAGUUCCAGAUAAAAUCAUCUGCUCCACAAUUUCCUUUAAAAGAAGUUCCCUGCAGUGUCCUUUUAGCAACCUCAAUGUGUUCCAUGCCUCUAGAAACAUCAAAUGACACUGAGCUGGCUUCUUGCACUCCAGGCUUCCCUUUCUUGGGUUCCACGCCUGCUGCCCUUUCCGCUCCAUCACCGGGAGGCUCUGUCCUUACGCCAUGCAGUCCUAAAUUGGAAAAACCAACAGCAACCAUAAAUAAGACCUUACCAGCACAAAGUUCUGCGGAUGAAUUAAAAAGCCUGAGAUUGGGUGAGGUCAUCGAAAAAGAAGUAAAUGAGAGUAAGGCAGAGCAAUGCAUUGUACUGGCACCCGGUUCAGGCAGCUUGUCUCAGUACGGGGACACUGCAGUAAAUGUGAAACCCAUACUUAUGAAGGAGAGUCUGCAAGAAGUCUAUCAUGUAGAGAAUUGUGCAGAAGAAUUUAUCACGGAACAAUCUUGUGGAUCUCAGCAUGAAAAUCCUUUGUGGACAUCUGAGGGUGGUCACCUGCGUCUCAUCUCACAGAUACAGGAUGGCUGCUUUGGGAAGUGCAUGAUAGACCUUUGUUCAGUACAGUGGGAGUUUCCUUCUGGGACAGAGAUGUGCAUUGUGGGUGCCAGUGAAUCUGCCAUCUCUCUCUGGAGACCACACAGUGCAGGGCGGCAGUGGGAAGCUGCUCACAGCUGGAUCUUUACUGAGAUGCCUGUCAUCCAGAUACUCCCUCUUCCAGGAGAGAAGAAUAUUAUGUGUGUGGCUUUGGGAAACCUUGAGAUUCUGGAGAUCUGGGCUCUGUUCUCCUGUCCAAGAGGUCUGAGCUGGGAGCAGCGAGUGGUGAAGCUCGGACAUACAGAAACAGCUCGGGGCUUGUCCAAACUUCGGCUGGUCUGCAGCAGUGGCCUGGGCCCAAACCAAGAGGUGGAAAUUUUGCAGCUGUCAGAGAAAGGAAGAACCAUGAGGUCUCAUACACUGCAGCCCCCGGAGGCAAGUAUCCUGUCCUUUUCUGAAGUGGAAGGAGAGGCGGAUGCUGUAGUGGGCUCCACUGUCGAUAACAAAGUGGUUAUUUGGAAUGGUGCCACAGGGCAGCUGCUAAGCACCAUAAAUGUAGGGGAACUCUGCGGUGACUCAGCCUGUUUAAGUGCAUAUUCCGACUCAGGUUUGCUUUUCCUGCUCCUCGCCAGUCCUUAUAGCAACAGCUUAGAGGCGGCACGGAAAUGCAUUUUUACACUGAUUGCAGCCAAUCCUAAGAGUGAGCGUUGUGCCCACGUUAUGUCUUAUACUCUGCCUGAAGGACAGGAUGGAAGGUAUUUGGAAGGUGAUAUCAUUAGCCACAAUGCAGCCGCAGUAUUAACCAGUGGAAGUGUUGCAUUCUGGGAUUUACCCAGAAGUCAUUGCUCUGCUCUUCUCAUUACCAAUGUGGACAUUCACUGGUCCUUGGUAAGAUGGACCCACAGCAUGUCACAAGUUCUGGCUGGGCAGAAAAAUGGAACUAUCUACAUUUAUUCUUACACAGGAUUGGCCCCAAAAGAAAAAAUUAAGGAGUUUGAGAAAAACGGAAUCAGCUGAGAUUUCAAAAGUCCUGCCUAGAAACAGAUUGCUGUAUGGGAGAUGAGCAAGGCCCAAUGACUUUACUGCUGAAAUCUGUAGCUGGAUGAAAUAGUGGAUCAUUUAAUCAUAUGUUGUAUACAACAGAGAAUGCCCCAGACCUUCAGCAUAGGGAGUAAAUGAAGGAACAGUAUUUUGCAGGCUGGCAGGGGCACCCUGCAACAGUGUUCCUGCAUUUAAUCAUAUGACCAUGGGUAGUUGCCAUUGGCACAGAAGGAAAUCCAGUUAGCAGAAUAAGGGGCAAGAUAGAAAAUGAGACUUAUGCUCCAAACUGGUGCCAGUUUGCCUCUUGCCUUCAGUUUGGGUUGUAUCAGGUAAACUGGCCUUUAUAAUGCACUGUUCUUGCACUCUAAUAAUUGUAUUGUAAAUGUAGUUUUUCCUCAACCGACAUAAAACAGCAUGUCCUAUUUCUGAGAGAGCAAGAUCGCUAUAUAGUAUCUAUAUGUACAUAUAUAUCCCUAUCAUUACUUCUUCCAGCUCAGGUUACAGAGCCCUGUAUGGCUGCGUUCAACACUCUUUUAAAAUAAGGACACCUUUGUAUUAUAGUGUGCAAUUAUAUUUUUUUCUCCUCUAGACCAACUGUAUAUAAGUGUCUGGAUAAAACGAACCACUAAGCUGACAGCAGCCAGUAGCUCACUACAAAACAAAGCUGUGCAAUUAAAGGUUGGUUAUUGGUUAAAUUACCAAAGAAACCAAAGACAGGUCCAGUUAUACUGACUGGUAGUGUUGUAUUUGUGGGGUUUGUAAAGAAAAUGUACAUUUUUGUUGUAAAUAGCUGCAUUAAAGUAUCUUAAAGUGUUUUGUA
Messenger RNA from Xenopus tropicalis (tropical clawed frog), 5329 nucleotides. It is a transcript of the gene palb2, whose product is annotated as partner and localizer of BRCA2. The record is from RefSeq and is a predicted model, not a curated record. The coding region runs from base 232 to 4485 and encodes 1417 amino acids. Gene Ontology annotation, molecular function: DNA binding. The transcript is spliced from 14 exons. NCBI's taxonomy places the organism in Eukaryota, Metazoa, Chordata, Amphibia, Anura, Pipidae. Gene Ontology annotation, biological process: double-strand break repair via homologous recombination.